Branchiostoma floridae (Florida lancelet) is the source of this 429-nucleotide messenger RNA. RefSeq lists its product as uncharacterized. The transcript has 3 exons. NCBI's taxonomy places the organism in Eukaryota, Metazoa, Chordata, Leptocardii, Amphioxiformes, Branchiostomatidae. Bases 68 to 397 code for a protein of 109 amino acids. The record is from RefSeq and is a predicted model, not a curated record.
UGUCUCUGGCGUGCGGGGACAGGUGUGACGCUGUGAAUAGUACACAAAGAUUAUUCUGUCUCUUUGCAUGCAGUUCUGGUCACCACUGGCUGAGCUUGUACGGGUAGACCCACGGGCCAGAGCUGACAUAUCGUCUUGUUGGGAGACUCGUGCAGUAGUUUCUAACACCACAGCUUAUGAUGGGCACCAACCUCUUCUGUACUGCUGUUCACGGGACAUGGAAAUACAAUGUCUGCAAGGCCACGGCAGGAUGCACUCCCUUGGCGAAGCAAUCUUGAUGCUGUUUCACGGUCCACUCUGCAAUGACGAGAAGACAUAUUCAAACCAGAGACGUAGAAGUGACGGCCCAGAAUUGCAUGGAAUGGCGCAGGAUGGUCCACAAGAGACGUCGCCUUGAUGCAGACCACUUGACACAACGAUGAAGAGAUC